This is a messenger RNA of Tigriopus californicus, 863 nucleotides long. RefSeq lists its product as uncharacterized. NCBI's taxonomy places the organism in Eukaryota, Metazoa, Arthropoda, Copepoda, Harpacticoida, Harpacticidae. Bases 15 to 863 code for a protein of 282 amino acids. The transcript has 3 exons. The record is from RefSeq and is a predicted model, not a curated record.
CUACAACUACAUCUAUGACUACAACACCUACAACUACAACAACAUCUGUAACCACCACAAUAACAUCUACAACCACCACAACAACUACUUCAACCACCACCACAACAACAAAAACAACGACGACUACAGUCACAACAUCCACCACUACGACUAUAACGACCACAACAGAAACUACAAAUACCACAACUGCAACAUCUACAAAUACCACAACUACUACUUCAACCACCACAACAAUAACCACCACUACGACUUCAACGACCACAGCACAAACUAAAAGCACCACAACUGCAAUGACAACAACAAUAACUGCUACGACAAUGACUAAUACUAAAACAAACACCACAACAAAAACAACCAACAAAGCCACUACAACAACCACUACGACUAUAACGACCACAACAGCAACUACUAGCACCACAACUGCAACAUCUACGAUCACCACAACUACUACUUCAACCUCCAACACCACCACCACCACCACCACAACAACAACAACAACAACUACAACAACAACUACAACAACAACUACCACGAUCACAGACACUAGAACCACCACUGCGACUAUAAAGACCACAACAGAAGCUACAAGCACCACAACUGCAAUCACAACAAUAACUAUUGCAAUCACAACAAUAACUACUGCUACAACAACAACAACUACUACUACUACUACUACUACAACUACGACCGUCACAACAACGACACAAGGCUAUUUCGGAAUGGCCCCUGAACUUGGGUCAGUUAGUGCUCCCAAGCUUUUGAAUUGCCUCCAAAUUGAUAUCGAAUUUAUGUCCGAAACAUUCGAAAAAAUGAUCGUGGAUAUGGCUGAGGAAUGCCAAGAAAAAUGUCCAAAAAACUGCUGA